GCAUACGAUGGCAUAGAAUGGCCGUCUCUCGGAUCUAAGGACGGAUUCUUCUUAGGCCUCUCUAUAGUUGAUUUUGUGUUUAUUACUUUAGAAUUUAUUACAUUAUCAUUUGGUUUUCCUAUUAUGAAAAAUAGCUGGUUCUGUGGAAUGAAGGAACCUGUUAUCUACAGUUAUGAAGAAGGCUCAGAUGAAAAGCACUCCAGGAUAGAAGUUCCAUGGCAUUGUUCAUCAAAUUAUUCUAUGGCAACAUUGUUGUAAUUGAAUUUUAAAAUCAAUAAGCUCCAGUUUAUUUGAGAUUUACACCAAUGGACUAUGUGAGCCAAAAAAAAAAUUGGCAAGAAAUAUAUUCCUAAGAGCUGUUUAUCAAAAGUUGUUUAAAACCUGACAUUUGAAAUUGAAGAAGAUUAUAUAUAUCAAAUGGCACAGCUGAAGUUGCCUACAAUAUCAGCUAGCUGACAUUUUAACUUACAACAUAUUAUUGACUUGAAAUUUGAAGCUACAAACAUAUUUUGGCUUUUAUAAAUAAUGUGAGUCUUUCUGUGUUCUCCUUGAUUCAAGGUCAUUAUGGAUAAUGUACUGAAUUUCCAUGGAAAGAUGCUGUGGAUUGCUAUAAUUGUGUUGGUGGUCAAAUCCCAGGGUGUGACGGGAACAUCGGGAACAUGUCCUCAGGGUCAGCUGGCUCACAUGGACAGGAACCUUGUCUUGACUUGCUGCUUCCCCACACGCUGUGGCAUUGGUAUGGAAGUGAUGGUAUGUACCAUCAAUGGUACCCAGGAUACCUGCCAAGUAUGCUCAGCUCGUUACAACCAGUCGCUGCGAACAUCAUCAUACACUAUGGAGAGAUGCAAGAGCUGGCCCUUAGAUGACAAAUGUAGUAAUGGCAAAAGAGAUAGUCCAAUUGAUGAGGACAUGAAACGAUGUAUGUGUAACCUUGAACUUGGACUGAAAUAUGAAAGACCAGAAAUUCCUGACCCAUCUGUCCAGUCUGAUUCCAACUGUCAGAGAAUUCCCUACCCCUGUAAAGUGGGGGAAGAACCAACAGUUGAAGGUUCCUGCCAACCUUGCCAAGAAAAUUAUUUUAAAUCUGAAGAAAAUUACAACCUUUGUGAGCCAUUAACAAACUGUACAAUGCUGGGACUGAGCUACAUCUCUCAUGGAACUCGUGAGGCAGACAGUUUAUGUAGCAAGCCAGUGUUGGUCACCACAACCAUCAAACCUGUAGUACCAGAUCCUCCCACUACUACGGCCAGCACACAGAAAACACAGGUGACAAGCACCACCAUCAUAAGUACUCCCACAGUGUUGACCCCAACCUAUGCCCCGUCAAAGAAACAUGAAGCUGUAGAAGAUGCCAGUUUGUUGGGACCCGUCAUAGGAUCUGUUGCUUUUGUAUUGGUGGUCAUCCUGGUGAUUCUUAUCAUUUUGUUGUACAAAAGACGUAGGGGUACGUUAUGUGAUUGCUCUAAAAAUUGUGCAGAUUCUGAGAUUGGGCUCCACACUAUGCCAGGGGACAUGCGAGCUAAAAAUGUGUGCGCCAAUGUCCAGCAGUUUAUAAUUGCUGGGGGUGACAAGGCCAACAACAACAUAACAGGAGAGUACCACCAGUCCCCACCUGGCACCGUCUGGCACCCCCCAAGUAACGAUAGUCAAUUCCAUUUUCCUGACAGGAAAGGAAUUUUAAGAAAUGCUGUGAUUGGUCAGACUAAAGCUUCUAGUUCUGACCAGGAAAGUAUUGGCCCUGAAAAGUUGCUGGUUGAGAGGUCUGAGCCCAACCCUGACCUGGGGGAGAACGAUCCCCUCCUAGUCCCUGAGACUCCACAGCGAAGUGUAGCCUUUCAAAAUCUGGCAGCCAGUAACUCCCCACCUGGCCAGCCAAUGAGAGCACCCCUCUUCAUACCAUCUACAUCAUUUGUUAAAAAUGUUCCUGCCUCACCUCCACUUGAUGCUCUUUGCCUGCAACAUCCAAUGAAUGGCUGUCCCCCAGCUUUGGCUAUGUUUACACGCAGUACCUCCGUCAUUGCUAGUCCAGAAGGUGAAGUGGAUGAUGAGGCCAUUGAAGCUCGGGUGCCAAGGUUCAGCCAACUUCUGCCUGAUAAUGACACCCCACUGAACACUUCUAACCCAGUGGGCCGUCAAUUAGGUCAACGUGAAUUGUUGCGCUCAGACUCCCCAGGUCAAACAACCCAACAGAUCAGAGCUCCCUCUGAACGGGUCAACCAGCAGCGUGCCCACAGGCCAGGCAGGGUUGGCUUUAGCCCCCAACCCAGCUCCCAAGAGAGCAACCUUGACCAUCGUAUCAUGAACCUGAAGGAACAAGAACUGGCAGAGUCAUUGCACUCAGCCUGUGAGAACUCCUCCAUCAGCUUGAACUUGCAUGCUGCUAAUGACUCUGAUGAGCAGACUCUGAACACACAGCAGACCCAGCUCAAGAGUCAGCUCAGGCCUGACUAUGGGGCCAGGGCUGAGCUGCUGAUGCUGCCAACAGCUGUCAUCUCAGAGCUGUCAGCUGAUGCUGACCACAUUGGGGGUGAGCGCAGGCGGCCGCCCACUGGGGGAGUGGAGAGGAAACUGAUGCCUGCUGGUCAUGAACUGCACAAAUCUUACAGUAAGCCUUCUUCAGAAGAAGCAGCAAGAAAUGUGCGCUAUAACAGGACAGUUUCUUUUGAAGAAGAGGAAAAUGCUCAAGAGAUAGUUUUCAAACAGGGAGGGGACAUGGAGCAUUCAGCCUGUGACAAAGUGCAGGUGGAUCCAGACCAGAAAGCUGAGGAGGGAAACUGUAGGGAUGACGAAGAGACUGAAAGAAAGUCUGUGACUUUAGAGUUGAAAAACUCUUCCACUGGCUCCAGUAAAACAUCGGUCAACAGUGAUAUCACUGACACAAACCAGGGUAGUCCCUCUAGGGCUGCUUUCUACAGACGUAGCCAAAGUGAAAAUGCACCCAGCAGUACAGAUUCAAUUCACAAACCUCCUCCACGCUCAAUGUCAGAAGAGAAACCACAGAAAACAGAUCGCCCUGUUGCCAAAGUCAAGCCAAUGCCAGCCAGUGAUAACACAAUCAACCUGUUGCCAGCAGAAGGUCUACAGAUUCCUGCCACUGCUCUAGACGAUGAAGACAGCGAUGAUGGAGUAAAUAAUGAGCCAGUAGUUGAUGAUUCUGAUGAAGACAGUGAGGAAUCCGAUGUUUCAAGUCAAGAAGAAAAUGAGUGAUAUUUGAUGUUUCUAGCCAAGAAGAAAAUAUUGAAAUCUAAUGGUGUAUACACAUUAGCUGUCAAAUUUCUAGUAAUGCUUUGACAGAGCCCCUGAAAGAUGGCAUAUAGAUUGUAACAUAUCCAUAGCUUGAUUUGUUUAGCCUUAUAUCAUAUAGAAUUAACAUUGUUUUUAUUGCUCCUUUAAGUCAUGACAUACAACAUGUGACAUGACACACAUGUGACUUGACAGACAACAUGUUGACGUGUCAAAUUGACAGUCUCAGGUUGUGUGAGCAGUUAUAGGGCACUCAGCUACAUCGGUCUUGGUUUGUGUUCAACUUACAAAACUCUGCUCCUGAUUAAAGACUAUUUGUGUGUAGACAGUUUGAGAAUUGUUGCUGUAAAUCUUUGGCUAGUGUAAAGCUGCCACAUCUAGAUGUGCCAUUACUUUUUAAGAGAAGGCAUACACCAUUUGUAUAUGGUAAUUUUUUUUUUAAACUGGACUUGUUCAUUCAUACAGUGUUUUUAUAGCAGUCAUUUACAUUAUGUAUCUUAUACUUUAAAAACAUUUUUUACAAGUUUACAUCAUUCUGUGUCAAGAAUUCAUGUGUUAAAACUGUAUAGUUAUUUUAUAAUGUCCAAUUAUGAUGCACAAAGCAUCAAAAAAUGACUUGAUGAAUUUACAGCAAUAUUUAUAAUUGUUAAGUGCUUGUUGUGCUUUGAGCUUCUUCAAGACUUGUGGUCCCCAACACCUAGACUUGUGGUCCCCAACACCUAGACUUGUGGUCCCCAACACCUAGACUUGUGGUCCCCAACACCUAGACUUGUGGUCCCCAACACCUAGACUUGUGGUCCCCAACACCUAGACUUGUGGUCCACAACACCUAGACUUGUGGUCCCCAACACCGUGUGGUCCUUAUAACUGUCUCCUCACUAUGGCCAGAAUACACUUGUGUUAUAUCAGAAACUAACCAGCUACAUAGUAAAAAGUUGCAACUCAAAGACAAAGGUUAAGAUGAGCCAAAUAUUAUUAAACUUACUUCACUAUAUUGUCAAACUAAAAAAUAUAUAGUUUAAAUAUCAUUGUUUUUAAAUCUUUGUCCAACCAUUAAAUGCUGAAAGUUGGACCACAAUAAUUUGCUAAAAUGAUGAUUUGUCUAGUGUAUAUAUCAAACAUCUGUUAACUCAAAGCAAUGUGACUGAAAUAGCGUGGGUGUAUGUAGUUAUUUUGUGUAACUUACUAGCAAAUCGUGCAUGUGUGGGGUAGCUACUGCUGAGGUAUUACAUGUUAGACAACUUUUGGUGCUUUAUCUUGCUUGUCCCAUCUGUCAAGUUUUGGACUGGCUCUCACAAUCCUGGAACACCUGAUGUCAUUUGAUGGAAUACCUGAUGUCAUUUGAUGGAAUGCCUGAUGUCAUUUGAUGGAACACCUGAUGUCAUUUGAUGGAAUACCUGAUGUCAUUUGAUGGAAUGCCUGAUGUCAUUUGAUGGAACACCUGAUGUCAUUUGAUGGAAUACCUGAUGUCAUUUGAUGGAACACCUGAUGUCAUUUGAUGGAAUACCUGAUGUCAUUUGAUGGAAUACCUGAUGUCAUUUGAUGGAAUACCUGAUGUCAUUUGAUGGAAUAC
This is a messenger RNA of Physella acuta, 4816 nucleotides long. RefSeq lists its product as uncharacterized. Lineage: Eukaryota; Metazoa; Mollusca; Gastropoda; Physidae. The record is from RefSeq and is a predicted model, not a curated record.